This is a messenger RNA of Limulus polyphemus (Atlantic horseshoe crab), 901 nucleotides long. Its product is annotated as neurotrophin 1-like. Lineage: Eukaryota; Metazoa; Arthropoda; Merostomata; Xiphosura; Limulidae. The transcript is spliced from 4 exons. Gene Ontology annotation, biological process: central nervous system formation; innate immune response; regulation of Toll signaling pathway. Bases 33 to 872 code for a protein of 279 amino acids. The record is from RefSeq and is a predicted model, not a curated record. Gene Ontology annotation, cellular component: extracellular region. Gene Ontology annotation, molecular function: Toll binding; growth factor activity.
CUGAACGUAAGCUUCGGUAGCCAGAUUCAGCCAUGCGUAUUGCAGUAGUUCUAGUUAUCUUAUACGCCGUAGUUGCCGAUCCAAUCGGUUAUGGGGAUGCGGGUGGACACAGUGUCGUUUAUGUUCAGAAACACCAACCGGUCCAGCAGUACGUCCAUUAUGAAGAGAGUCCAGGAUACGGGACCCACAAACACUCGUAUGGCUAUACACCAGCAUACGGCACCCAUAAACAGUCGUACGGCUAUGCACCAGCAUACGGAGUCCAUCAACAGUUGUACGGCUAUUCACCAGCAUACGGUGAUUACGGUGACUAUGGACAUACAGGAUAUCAGCCCGCAACUUAUGGCGGAUAUCAGCCCGCAGCUCACGAUGGAUAUUCGGGUGUCCCAUCUUGUGCCUCGGAUGAAGCGGCAACGUACUGCCUCGAAGACAAGGACUAUCCAGCCUACGAAAUCAAAGCAGCCAUUCAUGAGCAUCACUACGAGUUCAUUCCACUGUACGCAGAUGUAGCUGCCCAAUCAACAGCCGAUUCUGUAGAUCGUCUGGAGACCUUGCCAGAAGAAACUUACUUGUGUCCGUCCAACACUGUAUAUGGGCGCCCUCUACGAGCCAAAAACACCGACGGCAAAUGGCGUAUCAUAGUCAAUGUUAAAAAGUAUACCCAAACUACUCGAAUUGAAACGUGCACGAAACCAAACACCCCCUGUCCAGUUGUUCCUCAUUGUUAUCAGUCAACCUGUGUCCAGAAGAAUAUAUAUCAUCGUUUCCUCAUUUUCGAUCCAUAUGAUCAUUACUACCCUUUCAAGAUUGAAUCCUUCCGUCUGCCAGCCUCCUGCGCAUGUCUUGUUGGAGCAUACGUAAUUGAUCACUAAAACUUCGAAUGGGCAGUUCAGCAAAGAAC